This is a messenger RNA of Monosiga brevicollis MX1, 735 nucleotides long. RefSeq lists its product as uncharacterized. Gene Ontology annotation, cellular component: MIS12/MIND type complex. The record is from RefSeq and is a predicted model, not a curated record. NCBI's taxonomy places the organism in Eukaryota, Choanoflagellata, Craspedida, Salpingoecidae. Bases 1 to 735 code for a protein of 244 amino acids. The transcript is spliced from 6 exons.
AUGGCACAGCGGUUGGAGCAGUUGCGUGGAACGGCAGGUGGGGCUGGCUCGCGUCGGGGGUCUUCGCUGAAUGCAUCCGCACUGGGGGUGGAUAUAUCGCAUUAUGAGGAUUUGAAACAGACCGAGCUGGGGCCCCGCGCUCGUUUCUUCCUGGCCGCCACCGAUCGUUGGCUCAAGUCCAUGGCUCGGCACUCCAGCUUUGAUGCGUUGCAAGAUGCUCGCCCUCACUGUAUUGCAGAGGAGCAUGCAGACACCUUUCGGUCGCUGUACGACGAAUGCCGGCGCAAUGAUAUUGAUAACAUCAAGAGUGAGCUGGACCUGCUGCUGCGCGACAAUGGCGUGCUGACAGCGUUGAACGAAGUGGAUAAGCUUCACGAGUCGACCAGCAAACGCACCACUCGUCGGUCAUCGCUGAUGGCGGAUGGGCGCCGGUCUGGUGUGACUGCGGAGGAGACACGCCAGAUCGUGCUGGCCAAGCGCUACGCUCGCGCCCGCGACGCCAAGGUGGCCUUGGAGCAGCAGCUGGCCGAGGUUCGCGCCGAAAACGAGCAGCUCGUGACUGCUCUUGAAGAGCAAGCCAAAAGCAAGGCUGCAGACGCUGCAUCAGCUCGUGUCGAAGCCGCGUCAGACAAAGCCAAUGCCCUUUCCCAGGCUGCACAAGUGCUUGAGGCAGCAUUUCCACCAACAAAGCGUUCCAAGAUGGAGCAAAUGGCCGUGGAUCUCAAAGCCAUCUGA